GCAGAACUGCGCGCAUGCGCAGUACGAGCUUCUCGGCUUAGCCUACACACCCUGCUUGUUAGUAUUAAUGAGCAGAGCCAGGGCGCCUCUGAUUGGCUCCUGAUGCCAGUUUCCAGGACAACAGAAACCAAACGAACCGUUUUAUUGACUUUACAAGUCUAACCGUAUAUAGGAUAUAUAACCACUGAAAUAUACUUUAAGGUUUUCUAUAUCUUUUGAAAAUGGAUGGAGAGCCAGAAAAUGAGGUGAAGAUUAAUGGGCAGGUGUCAGCAGAUUCCACCAACGAAGAGGACACUUCGCCAGCUGUUUAUGGAAAUGAAAAGGAAGGUGUCCCAGAUGAAAUGGUUGCAUCAGAUCAUGAUGAAGAAGACUCUGAAAAUAUGAAAGCCACUGAAGAAGCAGCCACCUCUGAGCCAGAAGACAACAGUGGAAAUGAGUUCCACGGUGUCGACCACAUGACCUCAAGUGAAGGCUUGGAUGUGAAGAUGAAGGAAGUGAAUGAACAACUAAUGUCCCACGAGGAGAGUGUUGUUUUUGAAAUCAACAGCACUGAUGAUGAUGGACCUCCCAGAUUACAUUUUGAGACCCCAGAGAGACAGAGCACCACUCCUACACAGGAGGAAGAUGAAACUGAGGAAAAGGGAUCCACUGCUGCUCCUGCACACAAAGAAGACAUCAACAAUGAAGAAUACAUGCAGCUCCAUCAGAAGCUGUGCGAGGACAGAAAUAUUGUCAGCCAACACCACAGCCAGCUGCAGACGAAACUGGCAGAGUUCUUCCGCAGGAAGGCCUGGGAUGAUGCCCAGCUGGAGAGGGAGAUGUCAGAGCAGCUGCUGGAGUAUGAGAGGUGCAUCAACAUACUGACUGACCUGAAGCAGCAGAUCACUGCUAAUAUGGAGACAGCUCAGCAGCAGACAGAAGAGCUGAGGCUCAAGUCCCAAGAGAAGCUGAAUAAGGUGGAAACUGAAUGGCGAACGAUCACUGCACUGAAGCAGGAUGUAGCUGUGGCAGUACUAAGUCGAUGCCUAGGUAAAGAAGUUGCUCAGGCCAAAGUAGAAGCAACCUUAGCAACAGAGAAGCUUCUGCAGGACAAGCUGAACAAGCUCUGCCUCAAGCACAUCAAGCUGAGGAUUAAGAUUCACAGGCUGGAGACAGAGCUCUGUGAAGGGGAAGAACAUGCUAGGGACCCCCUACAGCUCCAGUUUGAGCGGCUCCAGACAGAGAGGCUGGAGCAGAAAAAAUACACCGAAAAGCAAAAUGAGGAAUGUUUAAAGAUGCAGAAAAAGAUCAGCAGCAGCGAAGAGCUCCUGUCGAAUGUAAAGGAAAAGCUGUUCUGGAGCCAGAUGGAGAUCCAGGCAAAGCGAGAGCAGCUGGCCACGUUGGAGGCCAUGGUGGCCACAAAGAGGGACCUCUUGACCAGGAGCAGGCAGGCAUGCAGUGGCCUGCAGAGAGACAACCUGAGGCUGAAGGAGCAUCGUGGACUGAGAGGGAACAGGGUCCUGAUGCAGGACUUUGAGGACACUGUGGAUGCCUCCGAUCACCUAGCGAAACAUCUGGAGGAUCUGAAGUGCCUGCAGGCUGAGAUUGUCUUCAGAUGUGGCAGAUGGAAGAAGAAGCUGGAGAUAAUUUAAUUAUUGAAUGAACAAAUGAUUAAACUGAACAUUUUAAGGUGUGAUCAGGAUACACAGUAUCAACCUGGAAAAAAGCCACAUUAAACAGAAGAGGACAUUAAUGAACAUUAAUAAGCAUCAGCUUUAAUUGGUUGUUUUAUUUAAUUUAAUUUUAUUUUAAUCUUAAUUUAAUCAGACAGUCUCAUUGAGAUUAAGAUCUGUUUUUCAAGAGAAACCCAACAACAAGAAACAUUCACAAGAACAUAAACAGCAAACCAGGAACAACAAAUUAGAAAAAACUGUUACAAGAAUAAUUCAAAACAUCAAAUAAUAAAGCUUUAAAAUCUCCAACGGGAGUCUAAGUUUGAGGGCAGUUUAAAGUUCAUUCCAUUUAAAAGUACCUGAUCUGAUCUAGUACCUGUAACCAGUUCUGCCAACAUUAGUGCAUGUCCCGACAACAUAUCCUAACUGGAUGCAAUGUGAGCGAGUGGUUAAAGCGACUAAAUUAGUUUGGUUGCUUUGUUUCUUAUUGGACUGUCCUAAAUGCCUGCAACGUGACAUAACAUGACAUGAUGCGAUGUGGCACGCUGUUUUGAGCUGAACUUUUGAUGUACGACCUGUUUUCUGUUUUUAUUCUGUUUGGCUGAUUCAUGAGUUUUAAAUGAGGAAUUACCUACAUGAUACCUCCUUAUUUCACUACAAAAACCUUAGCACACUCACAUGCAAAGGUUUGGCCACCCCUGGUCGAAAUUUAGUUUACUGUGAAUAGUUAAAGGAGCAAUAAGCGAAAUUCAUCAUUUCUAGCUUGAAGACGACCAG
Messenger RNA from Epinephelus lanceolatus (giant grouper), 2429 nucleotides. It is a transcript of the gene cfap184, whose product is annotated as cilia and flagella associated protein 184. Lineage: Eukaryota; Metazoa; Chordata; Actinopteri; Perciformes; Serranidae. Gene Ontology annotation, biological process: cilium assembly. Gene Ontology annotation, cellular component: axoneme; ciliary basal body. The record is from RefSeq and is a predicted model, not a curated record.